UUUAUCUUUGGAAUACUUCAUGAAAGCGACAGCUCGAAGUUAAGGACCGUAGACCACUGUGUCCACAUAAAAUGCCAGAACAUGGAUUUCUCUCUGCAAUGGCUAUGACUGUCUGUAUGCUGAUGACCUGUGAUGCAAGUGUGUGGCUUUCAGCACCAGCUACUGUACAUUUAGAGCAGGACAGUUCCACAAAUGUCACCAUAGUUUCAAGUGCACCACUGAAUGUGACAGUAGUUAUAGGCAUUAACAUCACCUAUGCUUCUACAAAUGACAGGAUUGUUGAACUCCCAGAAGUGGUACAGUUGCCUGCAGAAACCACGUCCUGUACGUUUGAAGUUCAUGCAGACCGUGUGGGCCAGGUGACAACAUAUCUGUACAGCAACAGCACUGUUGUGAAAAGCCACAAAACUAGGAUCCGUUUCAUGGUUGUCAGGAGCCAUGUGCUUGAGACAGUCGACCAAGUGUUUGGCUGGAUUUACUUUCUUUCAUGGUCUAUUGGAUUCUACCCUCAGGCCUAUGACAACUGGAAAAGAAAAAGCGUGGUUGGGCUGGACUUUGAUUUCCUGGCCCUCAACCUCAUUGGAUUCAUUGCCUACAGUGUCUUCAAUGUGGGCCUCUACUGGGUACCCUACUUAAAGGAGGAGUUCUUGAAGGUCAAUCCCAAUGGUGUAAACCCAGUUGAUGCCAGUGAUGUAUUUUUUAGCCUCCAUGCCUUAGUCCUGACACUACUGUAUAUGUGUCAGUGUGGCAUAUAUGAGAGAGGGGAUCAGAAGGUGUCCAAGAUUGGCAGUGCCAUACUGGUGAUUGCCUGGACAUUUCCAUUGGUGACCCUUUUCGUUGCUGUGGCCAGUAAGAUCACCUGGCUUGAAUAUAUUUAUUACUUUUCCUACGUCAAGUUAGUGAUCACCCUGAUCAAGUAUAUCCCUCAGGCAUACCUGAACUACAAGAGACAAAGUACAGAGGGGUGGAGCAUUGGCAAUGUGCUGACUGAUAUCGUUGGUGGCUUCUUUAGCAUCUUCCAGAUGUUCGUGCAAUCACACAACAAUGAUGAGUGGAGGCUGAUUUUCGGAGACCCUACAAAGUUUGGAAUAGGUCUAUUCUCCAUAUGUUUUGAUGUGUUGUUCAUGGUUCAACACUAUUGUUUGUAUCGACGACCGCACAUUCCUGAAUCAAAGGCUGAGGUCGCAGAGGUGGGAACUGAAGCAUCUAUUGUACCGUUGGUUUUUAAACUGGGGAAAAAUGUAUAA
Messenger RNA from Conger conger (European conger), 1247 nucleotides. Its product is annotated as cystinosin-like. Lineage: Eukaryota; Metazoa; Chordata; Actinopteri; Anguilliformes; Congridae. Gene Ontology annotation, cellular component: lysosomal membrane. The record is from RefSeq and is a predicted model, not a curated record. Bases 72 to 1247 code for a protein of 391 amino acids. The transcript has 11 exons. Gene Ontology annotation, biological process: L-cystine transport. Gene Ontology annotation, molecular function: L-cystine transmembrane transporter activity.